AGGGAAGUCGUACAUUGGAUGAAAACAACUGAACGAGAUAUUGCAGGACCUCAUCUAUCCCAAGGCCAGCCAUGCGACAGUCAGCUCGUAAACGUUAUCAUUGUCGGACGGAUUCGCGUCCUCGGUUUCCCGGGUACACCUACUCGAUGGCACGUUUUUGUUGUGGUCGCGAUACGGGUACAUGCGAAUGGUAUGAGCAUUUGUGUUAUUGAAAGUGUUUUGAGAGUAAAGUAUUUAAACCCCAAAAUGAGUGAAUCAUCUACACUUACUCUUUAAAUAUAAGUUUCUUAUCAAUUGAUAUUUAAUAGAGCAGUGAAUUUGUUACAAACAAAUGUUUUUUUGUGCAGAUAUUACUUUGAUGGAUAUAGAAAGUGAAGAUCUCAACUCGUGCUAUUUAUAGUCCGCGCAGAAUGUGAAGUGUUUUCGUUUCUUGCUCUAUACAUAUGUUAUUCAACGGUAUGCAGUUCACACCUCUGUUUGAAUAGUUUAUGCAAUUACAGCACCCAUCGGAUACAGUUGCAACAUCACGUCUGCAUUGGACAACCGCAUACUAGCGAGCGCAUCAUUCGUUCGCCCAUGUCAUCUCAUUAGAACCAUGCGAGUAUUUGCUAGACUUUUCAUAAAAAUUAAACACACGCAAAACAUUAUCCGACAUUUAUGUUGUUGUGAACAACAGUUUCAUCAAUCAAUAUCAAUGGAUUACUGUAGUGCAAUUAUGCAGAGACAUAAAAUAUGACUCUUGCUGUAUCGUAGUAUUGAACAUGUAGUGGAUUAGAAAAAAGAAGUCCAACUGAACCGAGACUAUCCCAUAGAACCAAACAACCAACCAGCAACGGCAAAAAUUCUAAAGGUGUCCAAGGAGAUGAAUUCAACCUGGCGUGUGAUAGUAUUUCUAAUAAUACUAUGGCGAAUUUGCUACAAUAACAAUCUCUUGGUCCACGGCUGUCCUCUGGAGUGUAUCUGUCUAUCACAAACACAGGUCAUGUGCAACACUGGCGCUCUGCGUGAGAUACCAUUGAAAGCCAUCCCUGUCACGGUAGAGCAACUGUCACUCACCAAAAACUACUUCCCAAUCAUCAAAAGUGAUGCAUUUGGAGGAUUGAGAGCGUUACGAAAGCUGUCACUCGAUGGCAAUAACAUCACCACUAUUAAACCAUUUGCUUUCCGUGGUCUACCUCGGCUGCGAGAUCUCUCGAUUCAACAUACCCCUCUGGCAACGGUUGCAUCAUUUGCCUUUGCCGGGCUGCAGAACGUCUCGCAGAUACAGCUGUCACACAACAAAAUCCUACGCAUCGAAGGGUACGCAUUUGCCGGGGCCGUCAACGUUCGACAGAUACAUCUCGCCGACAACCCAACCGUAACGAUCGAGACGAACGCAUUCUCCAGUCUUAGCAACGUCGAUCGACUCAUCCUACCGUCGGGUAUACGUGUGAUCGAGCCGGACGCUUUCUAUGGGCUCGAAACGGUUGGCUACCUGAAGCUUUCUUUUAUGGAUCUUGCCUCCCUGGAGCCGUACACAUUCCGGGGCCUGACGCACGUCAAACUGCUCUCCCUGCAAGAAUCUGAUCUAGGUAUCAUACGAGCUGGCGCCUUUGAGGGUCUUGUGCAGGUCGAGUUGCUCAACAUACUCAAUAACAAAAUUGAUGCCAUUCAGGAGCUCAACAUUACUGCGGCCAAUAGAAUUAAGGUGCUUCGGAUUCAGGGUAACCAUCUGCUCGAAACCCCCGAAAGUGGCUCGAUCGUGCUUGAGGGCAUCGAUACACUGCAUGUAAAUAGUAACUACUUCCCAUGUGGAUGUCACAUCCACACGCUCCUAGAUAGUCCCCUCUCCAACGGUACUUACUUGUCACACAGUGGGGCUCCCGCCGGUGACUUCCUCUCCAAGAACUACUGCAUCUCCCCGCUCGAGGUGAACGGGAUGCCAAUGAGCUCAAUCGAUAUAUACUCAAUCGGGCGCUGUCUUGAACAGGUUACACGAGAAAAUCUCGAAGCAGCCAACUCAGUCAUAUCAACUAUGCUGCGGGGACAGUCUUGGAACAGGUGGCUGCAGUGGCAAAGUGAACAUAGUAAGCGAUCUCAAGAGACGACACUUAUUUCAGCUGUCUCGUCGGCUGUGCGGUUUCUGGCGGCAUCGCCUAUCAUAGCAAUUAAGUUUGUAGUAUACUUACAAAAUUUUAACAUAAAAAUCAGUUGAACUUUACCUUUUUGGUGUCAGUUAGUAAGAUAUUUUUUUAUGAAAUCAGAACAAUUCGAUUUCUUCUUAUUCGGUUCCGAAGACGUAAAUCUGUAUACUGUAAAGUCGGAUACUGUAAAUCUAGAAUAACUAAUUACAGAGUUGCGCUUAAACAUAAAAAUAGUGUAUCAGUCACUUGUCAAAAUAUGUUAAAGGUAAUGAUCUAAUCUUCUUUUUAAUUAAUAUGGCCUUAGAUUGCUUUCCUGUGCAGCAGUUACAAUAUCAGUAUUUUGACAAAAAAAAAUCAACAUAAAGUUCGUUGUUUUAAUUAUUUUUUUUUUAAUUUCAAAAUUUUCAUAAUUGAAUAUCAUUUUUAAGCCAUAUUAUUCAUAUAACUCAUCAAACGAUAUUUUCUUCGAUGCCGUCAAUCGAAAGUAGUUAGAGUAACUGCAUUAUUAGUUAGACUUGUUUGCAUUUAGCGAGUUCAUUUUAUUACAUUUUUUAUUUAACAACUAAUGUAAUUUAUGAGAGGAAAUCAAUAAAUUGAUAAAAUAAUAAAUUAAUAGAUGAUUACAUGAUUUGUUUAUUUCAUUUCCCACUCCUGCUUCUGUUGUAAGAGCCACUAUACAAAUAUUAUGUGCUUAUCAUUCGAGCAAACCAUAUAUAAUAAACAAUAAAAUGCUUCACCCGAAAACGCCUUUUUAUGAUUUUUUUGCCCCAACAUAGGAUAACAUAGUCAAUAAUAAUCUUUUCAAUAAUUAUCCCGAUAUUUUUAAAACAUGAAUAUAUAAUUUACAUUCUAUCAAUAGAAUUGUUUUAUUUUUGUUUCGUUUCACUUUAAAAAUGCCUAUGCUACACAAUGCUAGCCUAUGUUGCUGACAAGAUUCCUUCUUCAAUGCCCAUCUUUGCAAGAAAUUUGUGGUUUCUUCCGUCAAAUAUACUUUAUGGUAGUUCAAGGAGUUUCUGUUAGAAAGUUGAAAAUAAAAUACUGUUCUACAUUGAGCCCAAAUUAUCAACUGUAUUUUUUUUCUUUUUUUUCUUUGGCGCAACAAACGCAGUCGGACAAGCACUAUCAUUGCUACUGAUGGUCUUAGCUCUCAGUGACAUAAUUUAUUACCCAUUGAAAAAUAACCAGCAAAAUACUACGAGAGACACGGUACAUACGAGGC
This is a messenger RNA of Anopheles gambiae (African malaria mosquito), 3342 nucleotides long. Its product is annotated as leucine-rich repeat-containing protein 4B. Bases 863 to 2194 code for a protein of 443 amino acids. Gene Ontology annotation, molecular function: voltage-gated potassium channel activity; transmembrane transporter binding; potassium channel activator activity. Lineage: Eukaryota; Metazoa; Arthropoda; Insecta; Diptera; Culicidae. Gene Ontology annotation, cellular component: voltage-gated potassium channel complex. The record is from RefSeq and is a predicted model, not a curated record. The transcript has 4 exons.